Rhinocladiella mackenziei CBS 650.93 is the source of this 966-nucleotide messenger RNA. RefSeq lists its product as uncharacterized. Bases 1 to 966 code for a protein of 321 amino acids. NCBI's taxonomy places the organism in Eukaryota, Fungi, Ascomycota, Eurotiomycetes, Chaetothyriales, Herpotrichiellaceae. The transcript has 2 exons. The record is from RefSeq and is a predicted model, not a curated record.
AUGCAGCGGCCUUAUGCCGGUGCAGACGGGAAACCACCAAGGUCUGCGUGUCUUCAUAAGCGCUCCGAGACGGAGCAAAUGUGUGGCUUUAAUUACAUGCGUCCAAGAAGGCUCGGCGACUUCGAGCCGGGCGUGCGUCCUUGGGUUAAACCGACGACAACCGAUGGGAGGACCCGCCGAAGCACAGUCGUCGGCAAGGCUGCAAUGCCUUUCGGCAGAGACUGUCCUGAUACCUUUGAAGGCCUUGAGGGACCCGGAGGAUGGGCACUGGGAGCGUCAGGAAUCAGUCAGAUCGAUCUGGACACGGCAACGUCUGUUGUCGAGUUGUGUGACAGCAGUCAAGGAGUGGUCUGUUUGACCAUGGACUUGUGUGAGGGGGGUGAUGUUAGUGGUGACAUCAACAAAGCAGGUUUGCAUCCCAUCCAGGAUCAAAUCGCAACCGCUAAGACAAGGAAGGCGAUGACGGACAUCCUGGCACUAGUUUGCCACGGUCUGGCUCAAAUUCGCCGCCCCCAUCCUCAUCUGGAGGAUGUUGGACUUCCUCCUGAUGGGCUCUGGGAUCACGAUGCAGCUUAUAAGCGGAGAUUCUGUUUUGACCAUGGCGAGAUUGAGUACCUUUUAGGGAAUGCCGAUCGGUGGAUGUUUCCCGGCAACUUUGACGUCCCGAACGCUGCGGCCGCGUUGGAGGCUAUGGUUCAACAGCAUGGGAACAGUUCCUCUAAGUUUGACCCGCAUUCACGACGUUGCCAAGCGGAAUGCCGAGGCAGUCUAUACUUUCAUGUAUAUAGCGUCCUCGACAAACGUGAAUCUGGAACCGAGGCGCUAUACUUGGAACGAUGGAAAACUUGCUUGACGCCGGAGAGUCACCUUGUUGAACGGAUCGGAUUGCGGCAUCGCUGGAAGCGAAUAAAAAUGGUCUUUGUCGACGGAGCGAACGGAUGUGGAGCUCUUUUGAAGACAGAGUGA